AUGGAUUUCUCCAAAGAUCCUAUCAUAAUGACCGACUCAUCGGCACAAAAUGGACAACGUACCAGUCCUCCUCCCCGCUUCGAGGGAAAGCCUUAUCUGCAAUGUCUCGACACGCUCGAGGAUGCGUUUCCAGCGCUCAAGUCCUUCUUGGAAAAGCUAGCAAAUGAGGGAGAAGCCGGCCGUCAGGCUGUUAGGCAACACUACGAGAAAGAGCAUCAACGCACACCGGGCCGAUGCUAUUGUUUGGAGUUUAAGGCCAAAAGCGUCGUGGAGGUGGAAAAAGGUGGCUUUAAGAGCGCUGCUGCGCUCCGAGAGUACCUCAAGGAGAAGCCAGCCAAUAAGAGCCGUGAGGAGAGACACAAGCGGCUCUUCAUCCUUGAAGAUAUGGAACCGGACUAUGUGGACGCACUGGGCCAUCAUCUAGGCGUCGACCCUCUGGUCUUCAGCGAGCAGAUGAACACCUGGAACUUUACUGACUCCUGGUCCAUCCCACAUAGAGGAUUACCAUCGAUGUCAGUGCCUGGGCAGUCAUUCACUUUGCGCUAUUACGAGCUGCGCACUUUGCUCUAUCCCGAUAAGAUAGACGUUCUGAGUUUGCAGACCUCGUUUGCUGUGAAUCGCCGGAGCAAUACCCGAAAAACCUUGGAUGACUGCUUGAUUCUACAAGCUGGAGAGCCUUUUGACAGCAGGUCAGCACUCUGGCGAGCGCAAGACUGGGGCGCAUCCCAUGCCCUCCAGGAGACUUCACAUCAGAGCUGGCCGUACCAUAACGGAUGUUCCACAUUGGCCCCACUGAUGUUCUCCGAAGUCGGUUUGGGGACAAAAGAGGUGAACUUUCCAGUUUUCCGGGAGAAGCGGAACCUUACCAGUGCCAUGGAUGAAAUGGUGUUCUACUGGACCAAGCUUGCUACUCCCGAGCUGAUCCAGGAGACGAACGAGAAAUCGUCCAACGCAGCAUACUACCUCCUAAAACAUGUCGCUCAACACUGGGUCAACCAACUUGAGCUUAUGAAUACGACCAUCGCCAGGGGUGAAUGGUUCUCCGAUGACUAUCAAGCUCAAAUCGAUGACAAUUUGAGUAAACAGAAAUGGAAGCUAGACCUACUGAAGAUCAACGAGAUCGCCAAGGACAUCAACUACAUGCGUUGA
This is a messenger RNA of Alternaria conjuncta, 1149 nucleotides long. RefSeq lists its product as uncharacterized. The coding region runs from base 1 to 1149 and encodes 382 amino acids. The transcript has 2 exons. The record is from RefSeq and is a predicted model, not a curated record. Lineage: Eukaryota; Fungi; Ascomycota; Dothideomycetes; Pleosporales; Pleosporaceae.